Melitaea cinxia (Glanville fritillary) is the source of this 16413-nucleotide messenger RNA. RefSeq names its product midasin. Bases 1 to 16203 code for a protein of 5400 amino acids. The transcript has 41 exons. Lineage: Eukaryota; Metazoa; Arthropoda; Insecta; Lepidoptera; Nymphalidae. The record is from RefSeq and is a predicted model, not a curated record. Gene Ontology annotation, biological process: rRNA processing; ribosomal large subunit assembly. Gene Ontology annotation, molecular function: ATP hydrolysis activity; ATP binding. Gene Ontology annotation, cellular component: preribosome, large subunit precursor; nucleus.
AUGAGUGAUAAAAUUUUAAUGUCUCUCAAGAAUAUUGAGUUAGAAGCCAAAAAUUCGGACCUAAAAAAAACCUGUCAACAUGUUGUGGAGUUGAUAAAAAAUGAUAUAACCCAAGUCGACGUGGUGAUAGAUGAAUUGUCGGAGUUCAUUCUAAAUUUUGAAGAUGCACAUUUAUUCAAGAAGUACCUCUCAAACAUACUCUUGGCUCUGGUUACCCGUAAGAUUCAAUUAAAACCUGUGUUUUCAAGUACUAACUACGAUCAGUGUACGGAUUUAGAAAAAACUCAUCAUUUGGAAUUUUCCAUAAUUUUGGCUCUCCUAAGUGACCACCCUGACAUUUUACAGUAUGCCUUAAAAUACUUUGAGAUCAACGCUAUACCUCCAUAUGAAGUGUUUAUACAUCAUGAAGAUUCUUACAAUGUAGCGCCCAAAAAACGAAGACUGCUGGACUAUCGGCAGAAAAUAACAGACUAUCACAUAGUAUCAUGUUCUUAUACACUACUCAGUAAAUUGCCCAAUGAGCUGUCAAUGAAAUGGGACUGGACAAAGUUUCUUGUCAAUUUUAGUAAUCAUGACAAUGCUGAAAUACGAUGGAUGGUGAAAGAAUGUAUGGUCAUUAUAACAAACAUGACAGAGGCACAAUCAAAAACAUUAGCAAAAAAUUUAAUCCUUACCGAACAGGAUGAAAUAAAAAAUAUACCUCUUGUAAAAGAAACAUAUAUAAUAGAUGGGAAUUUAAAUGCCCUUAAUGUAAAUUCAACCAAUGUCGUCAAUAUUGAUGGCAUAUUGUUACCAAUAUAUGAUAAGAAUUAUGUUCAAUCUCAUCACUUAGUCCCUGUUAAGUCAACUUUAAAAAAUUUGAGGAGUUUGGCUUUAGCUGUGGCGUCAGGCAAAGCUCUUUCAUUAAUGGGCCCAGUUGGUUCAGGCAAAACUUCUCUAGUAGAACAUUUGGCAGCUAUAACCGGUCGUAAAGGAGUAGCAUUUAAAAAAGUCCAGCUCGGUGAUCAAACUGACUCUCGGAUGUUGCUAGGCUCUCAUCAAUGUACUGAUGUUCCCGGUGAAUUUGUAUGGGCACCAGGAGUACUUACUGAGGCAGUACAAAAUGGGCACUGGCUGUUAUUGGAGGACAUUGACUGUGCAGCUUUGGAUGUAGCUUCCACAUUAAGUUCCUUGUUAGAAAGAAACACUCUUUGUGUACCUGGCUAUAGAGAUGCUUUACCAGUAACACCAGGUUUUCAAUUAUUUGUCACGCAGAGGACUAUAGUCACGAAUUACGGAUUUCAAAAGAAAAUGUCUAAUUCGAGUACACUCCUGCAAAAGCAUUUGACUCAAAUAAAUGUUGAACCGUUAUCUCAAUCAGAAUUAGCUGAAAUUAUACAAAUCAAGUAUCCCAGUCUUACAACGAUUUGUUCAAGGAUGAUAGAAGUAUUUUUAAUGUUUUCGGUAGGCAGCCAUGACGCUUCUUUACAAGCCACCGAUACCAGUGAAAAAGAAACAAAUGUAGUUGUAAUGAGAGGUUCAAGACUGAUAUCUACAAGAGAUCUAAUGAAAUGGUGUGCUAGAUCGGUUGUAGGUUUCAAUGUUUCAAGUCCCGAUUCUGCUCUUAAAGUACUUCAAGACGCUUUAGAUAUUUUCACUUGUUCAAUAUCUUCACCAGAACAUAGAUUAGCAUUGUCAAAGAAAGUCGGAACAUGUUUGGGCAUUGUUGAAACGAAGUCAGAAUUUUACUGCAAACAUUAUAAACCAAAUGUAUCACUACAUCCUAAUUCAUUAGAAGUAGGAAGAUCUAAAGUUCCUCGAGUUGAAAAACGUUUGGACCAGAUUGAUUUUAAUAAUAAAGAAGUUGUAUUUUCGUUUACGCGCCAAUCUGCCUGCUUACUAGAAAAAAUCGCGUGUUGUGUAACAUCAAACGAGCCAGUUCUUCUAGUAGGAGAAACUGGUACUGGUAAAACGUCAUCAAUACAAUACUUGGCUAGACAAACAGGUCAUAAACUUGUGGUUAUAAAUAUGAACCAACAGUCAGACUCAGCUGACUUACUUGGAGGCUACAAACCUGUAGAUCUCAAGUAUGUUAUACGGCCGAUAAAAACGGAAUUCGUAGAUAUGUUCAAAGGUUUUUAUAAUGUAGAAAAGAAUAGAAAGUUUCUAAAUCAUAUAGAGACAUGUUAUGAUACGGAAAAUUGGACUGCAUUGUUAACUUUAAUGAAACAAAGCCAUAAAGCAGCAGUGAUCCGUUUGACAAAUGAGAAAAAAGAAGAUAAGUUAAAAGUUUGGUUAGCUUUUGGACAUAAACUAAUGAAAUUGGAGCAACAAGUAAAGGCCGCCACGAGAUUGACAUUUGCGUUUAUCGAAGGCUCUCUCGUAAAAGCUAUGCAACACGGUUAUUGGGUGUUGCUCGAUGAAAUAAAUUUAGCAUCAGCAGAAAUAUUGGAAUGCCUUGCUGGGUUAUUGGAAGAUAAAAAUGAGAGUAUAGAAUUACUUGAGAAAGGUGACAAAGUUCCUAUUAAAAGGCAUCCUGAUUUCACACUGUUUGCGUGUAUGAACCCGGCUACAGAUGUUGGAAAAAAAGACCUUCCAGUAGGCUUGCGAAACAGAUUUACAGAAUUUUUCAUUGAUGAACUUACUGAAAGAAAUGACUUAAUGUUGCUUAUAGGUGAUUACUUGUAUCACAUGAAUUUAAGUGGAGUAAUUUUAGAAGCAAUUUAUAAUUUUUAUGCCUCUAUAAAAAAAGAAGCCAAACUGAAUCUAGUCGAUGGAGCAGGUAACGCACCGCAUUAUUCUUUGAGAACGCUUUGUAGAGCUCUUUCGGCUGCAGCUAAAGCUAAGUGUGGCACAAUAGCUAGGUCUCUUUAUGAGGCCUUUUGUCUUUCAUUUCUUACACAAUUAGAUAGAUCAUCUCAUCCAAAAGUCGAGGCUAUGAUUGCCAAGGCUGUUAUAGGAAAGAAGAAUGUAAAUUCAGUGCUCAAGCAAUCGAUUCCAGAACCAAGGGUAGAAGGUCAAAACUACUUACUCUUUGAAGGGCAUUGGAUUCCUCAAGGAAAACUAGAAAUAAAUGUUCCUGACGGCUAUAUACUGACCCCCACUGUACGCAAGAAUCUACGGGAUAUUGCCCGCAUCAUAUCUUUGGGCAGGUUGCCUAUUUUACUUCAAGGUGAUACUUCUGUUGGAAAGACAUCCCUUAUCACUUACAUUGCCAAAGCUUCGGGCAACUACUGUGUCAGGAUAAAUAAUCAUGAGCACACAGAUCUACAAGAGUACAUAGGUUCAUAUGCAACAGAUUCUAGUGGCAAUUUAGUUUUUAAGGAAGGUGUUCUAGUUGAAGCAAUGAGGAAAGGAUAUUGGAUAAUUCUCGAUGAAUUAAAUUUAGCCCCAAGUGAUGUGUUAGAAGCGCUAAAUCGUGUUCUAGAUGAUAACCGUGAAUUAUUCAUUCCUGAAACGCAGCAAGUUGUCAGAGCUGAUCCUAACUUUAUGCUUUUCGCAACACAGAAUCCUCCCGGUUUGUAUGGUGGUAGAAAAAUGUUGUCUAGAGCUUUUAGAAAUCGUUUUGUUGAGCUUCAUUUUGACGAAAUACCAAGAAAAGAAUUAGAAACUAUUUUGCAUCAAAGAUGUCAUAUUCCUCCGACAUACAGUAAAAAGAUGAUUCAAGUGAUGGCAGAGUUACAGGUUAGAAGACGGGGUUCUGCUGCUGUUCAAGGCAAAGAUGGUUUUAUAACGUUAAGAGAUUUAUUUAGGUGGGGUCAGAGAUAUAAACACGCUUCGAAAGAUGCAUUAACAACAGAAAAGUUUUAUGAUUGGGACCAACAUAUAGCCGAUGAGGGUUAUCUUAUUCUGGCUGGUAAAGUACGUCAGACAGAUGAAAGAAACAUCAUUGAAGAAGUUAUUGAGAAACAUAUAAAGAGGAAAGUAAAUCCGGAUAAUCUUUUUAGUCUACAUCCAUCUACUUCUCCUGUAACUAAACCUAUUUUAGAAAUGCUUCUUAAUAAUCAACUUGCUGAAUUUUCACAUAUUGUGUGGACGUUUAAUAUGAGAAGAUUAGCGGUUUUGAUAGCAAAAGCUUUUAUUUAUAACGAACCAGUGUUAUUAGUUGGAGAAACAGGGUGUGGCAAAACUACGAUUUGUCAAGUUUUGGCAGCACUAAGUCAGAGACAACUACUUUCUGUAAAUUGUCACAUGCAUACAGAAAGUUCUGAUUUUCUGGGCGGACUGCGUCCAGUACGGCAAUAUAAAAAUGAUGGUAGAUUAUUUGAAUGGGUAGACGGACCUUUAAUAAAAGCUAUGGAAAAUGGCCAUUUGUUUUUGGCCGAUGAAAUAUCUUUAGCUGAUGAUAGUGUUUUGGAAAGACUUAAUUCUCUUCUUGAACCAGAAAGACAACUCGUUCUUUCAGAACGAGGUAUGGAAGACAGUUCAGAUAUCGUGAUAAUAUCUGCGACUGACAAUUUUCAUUUCAUUGGUACUAUGAAUCCAGGAGGCGAUUUUGGUAAAAAAGAGCUGUCGCCAGCUCUACGUAAUCGGUUUACAGAAAUAUGGUGUGAUCAUGUAAGCUCUAGAGAAGAUUUACUAAAAGUACUCGAAAAAAGUGUUGGUAAAGGUGUUGCAUUAGGAAACCAAGAAGAUUGCAGUUCAGGUAUAGGCAGUUGCAUUUUGGACUUUACAGAGUGGUUAAAGAGUUCAGAAGUAACAAACAAAUUCCCAUUCAGUAUACGCGACUUACUGUCAUGGGUUCAAUUUAUUAAUGUAACAGUAACUAAAGGUCUAUUAGACGUGUGUGAAGCAUACGUCCACGGCGCUUGUAUGACGUUUUUAGAUUGCUUUGGCACAACAUUAACUGGCCAUAUCGAUUCAGAAACGUUAACUCUUUUACGGAAAAAUGCUAUAGAGUUCUUACUUAAUCAAAUUAAAACUUUCGGUAAUGAAAAUUUGGACACUUUAAGAGAUGUAUUAAGUAACAAGAAGUUAAUGCUUAAAGCUGAAGAAAAUGAUUCUAAGUUCGGCAUAAAACCAUUUUUCAUCGAAUGUGGGCCUCAUAAAAACGUAGACGAUAGGCAACCAUUUACAUUUACUGCCCCAACCACUGGAUCUAACGCUCUGCGUUUAUUACGAGGCUUGCAAUUAAAUAAGGCUAUUCUUUUGGAAGGGAAUCCAGGAGUCGGAAAAACUAGUCUGGUUACAGCUUUAGCUAAAGCAUCUGGACAUAAAGUUAUUCGUAUCAACCUAAGUGAUCAAACAGACAUAACAGACUUAUUUGGAACUGAUUUGCCAUUCGAAGAUGGAUCAUUUACUUUCAAGGAAGGAGCUUUCUUAAACGCCCUUCAAAAUGGACACUGGAUACUUCUAGACGAACUGAAUUUGGCUCCACAGCCAGUUCUCGAGGGACUUAAUGCUUGCCUUGAUCAUAGAGGUGAAAUAUUUAUCCCAGAAUUAGGAAAAACUUUUAAAGUUAAGGAACAAACUAAAUUAUUUGCCUGUCAAAAUCCUUUGAAACAAGGUGGUGCCAGAAGGGGAUUACCAGUUUCAUUUUUAAAUCGGUUUACUCAAGUGUAUAUUGAUACCCUGACAAAGGAAGAUCUCUUGUUUAUAGUAGAAUCGCAAUAUCAUCAGUUGCCUAAAGACAUUCUUCAUAAAAUUGUUAAAUUUAACUGUAGAGUGGCUUACGAAAUCACUCAACUGCAAUCUUGGGGGCAUAAGGGUGGACCAUGGGAAAUGAAUUUGAGAGAUAUUCAAAGGUGGUGUGAAGCCUUAAUAAAUGACGGUAAAUGUGGCCAGAAAAUAGCCCCAGGAAAAUUUGUUGAUAUGUUAUAUGUAAAUCGCAUGAGAACCGAAGAAGACAAGAAUAAAAUGAUGCAAAUAUAUGAUGAAAUAUUUUGUCCAGUUUAUCCCAGAAGUUACUGUAAUCCACAGUUUGAUAUGAAAGAUGAAGAAAUCAUCAUAGGAGAUGUUAGCCUACAGAGAAAUAGAGAGAAACUGUUCAAAAAUAGAAGAUCAUUAGAAACUAACUUGUUAAUACUUAGAAAUCAAUUGCCAGCUUUAAAAUCUUUAGCUCAAAAUAUAAAAAUGAAUUGGCUCUCAAUACUAGUUGGCCCGACAGCUACCGGUAAAAGCAGCAUUGUUCAAGUUUUAGCGGAUCUAUCUGGGAACGAACUUCACGUGGUACCGGUCACUUCGGCGAUGGAUGUUUCAGACUUAUUAGGAGGCUUUGAGCAAGUAGACUAUAAUAGAAGUCUCGAAAACCUUUACGAUGAAAUCGAAACUAUAACAAUACAAAUAGUGAGAAAUUUAUGGUUAACGAGACAAACCAAGCAAUGGAGAUCUGAUCAACUGUUGAGUAAUCUCUACCAUUAUAAAUCUUACCAAUCUCAUUUUGUUGAUAAAAAAUUCACAGAUAAAGAAGUCAAAAAAUUCAAAGAAAAAUUAAACUUUCUCUAUGAACAUUGUAAGAAAUUGUUAGAAUAUAUUAAAUCAUGUCGUAUAUCGUGUGAAAAAAUUAGCAAAGUUUUAGAUAACUUACAAAAGCUAGAAACGAAAGUAUCGAAUCAAUUGUCUGUGAAUGCGGGUGGGAAAUUUGAAUGGGUAGAUUCUUUGCUUGUAAAAACAAUGGUUGAAGGAUCGUGGUUACUACUAGACAACGUAAAUUUAACAUCGGCCGCCGUAUUAGACAGAUUAAAUGGAUUAUUAGAACCAAACGGAGUUCUAAAUAUACCGGAACGAGGAGAACUAAGUGAAAUUAAACCUCAUUCAAACUUUAGAGUAUUCUUUACAAUGGAUCCAAAGUACGGCGAAAUAUCGCGAGCCAUGAGAAACAGAGGUGUCGAAAUUUUCCUACUGAGGCCUGAAGAUUGGGACUUGGGAUUGUCAGAAACAAUGGACUACAUGGAUUUAGUCGCUCUACUUUCUUCUUGCGGACUUCCCAACCAGUAUCAUGAUAUAUGUAUACGAUGUCACGAAUCGUUGACAACAUUUGUCCAAGGUUUGGACCGUCCCACUGUUUCACAUUUACUCCAAGCCUCCUAUUUAACAUGGCAACAGCUUCUUCGCGGUAUAUCGAGUAAAACUGCUUUAUUAAACAGUUUUUCAGAUGUCUACAUAAAACCAAGAAGUGGGAGUGACUUUGUUAGUUCCGUUAACAUGUCUCUUGCGGAAAUGAAAAAUACGAUGUUGAAAGCUUUAGAGUUAGAACUAGAAGCCGAAGAAUAUGAACCCAUCGUCCAUCAAGAUGUUAGUCACACAUUAACUGUUAAAGGAUUGUGUACUAAUUCUGCAUGUGAAAUAACUAAACAAAUUGCAUAUUCAACGCUUAUCCAAUCGAAUGAAGAUAUAUCUACCGACAACGCUUUAACGUCCUUGUUUUGCACGUUGACCGCUUAUCAAAGAUGUCCACAAGAACUAUUAAAUAUAUUCAAUUAUAUGUUAAAAUUUGAUGUAAAAACAAAUAACAAAAACAAAUUGCGUGCCUUGACUUCUAAGUUGAAUGAAUCGGCUUUUGAUUGUGUGAAAGGCAGUAAAAAACUUGAAUCCUAUAAAAGAUUUUUCACAGAAACCUACACAUUGGAUAGCGAUGUUCUAUGUAAAGUGAAUGCAGAAUUUUUGCAACUUUAUUUGCAUUUAAAAAAUAUCGUUAUAAAGUACUUCUUGCCAACUAACGGUUUCUCCGCAUUUAAUUACUGUUCUGCCGUUGCUGAAGGAAAAUUAAGUGACGAUUUUGUAGAAUACCCUAUUUUGAAAAAUUGUCAAACCUACCUUCGAAUAGUCGACAAUUACAUUGAAAAUUCAAUAAAAUAUGGUAUAACUUCAUUGAGCGAUGACUUCGUGUGCCUGCUACUCCAAUUACUCAAUUGGCGCGAUAGAUACAUAAAAAUAUGUUCUACAUCGAUAUUUGAAAAAGCAAGAAAUAAAAGGACACCAAUUUUAAAAGAGGAAAUUAUUCCACUGUUAGACGUUCAUUGUAAAUGGGUUGGAAAAUAUUUAAUGGGGGAAUUGUUCAGGAUCCCAGCCAACAAAAAUUUCAUGGACAAUUUUCUAAAGGAAUUAGAUAGUAUAAAUUUGAACAACAAUCAAGAUUGCUCAAAGAUCGCUAAAGUUAGUAAAAAAUUAAGAAAAUAUUAUGGACAACCAAAAUUGUAUCAAAAUCAAAAUGAAUAUGAUUUAUGUAUUGCCAAAGCAGAUCUGUAUAACAAAACACAUUUAGAUAUGAACGAGCCUGUAGACAGACAAUUAACUAAAAUAUCGGCAGAUCCUGUAUACUUAUCUGAUAUAGCUUUAGCUUUCGACGUCCCAGAUGACACAGUAGUUCAAGGAAUUCAAGACUAUCUAAAGGAAAUAACACAAAGUAUCACCAAAACAAAGAAAUUAAAACCUGAAGUACAGCUGUUACCUAUUAGCAUGUACAUAGUACAAAGACUGAUUACUGUACUACAGCCAUUUUUAAUAAAUGUUAUCACAAAAUUAAUUGAAGACGAAGAAAAUACGUUAAAAAGUAGUGCGUUUAGAAGUGACGCCGUCGCUACAUUAUCAGAUUUGCUUAUUUACAUAAAAACUAUCACAGGAUUUCCUCCACUGUUACUUAAUCAACUCCAAGUGAUUAAGAAAGUUCUUGGUGGAGAUCAAGAAGUUGUACAACAAAGGAUUUCGUCACUCCCUGUAACAUUUGUAACAGAAAUUUUCAAACUAUCUUCGAAUUCUCCAGCAAACUAUCCUUUACCAUUUUUGAAUAUAAAUGAUUCGGUCGACACUGAAGAUAUUUCUGAGGCAAUUCCUACACACACUAAAAGGGUCUCAAACAAUUUACCUUUGAUGCCCUACUACCUUCAGGAAAUAACAACAGUUGUAGACAAACCUGGUACACUGCCAACUCUGGCGUUUGAAAGCACAAGUCUUAAAAAUCGAGUUGAGUAUUCAAUGAAAAUGGAAAGUGUAUUAAAUGUUUUAUGGAAAAAUAUUGGUACGUUGGAUGCUGCGGCUGAAAUGAAAUUGAAAUCUGAUGCUACAUUUGAACAACAAAGAUACCAAUAUUUACUAAAAUGUUUGCAUUCCAUUAUAUUUGAGAAAAAUAAUAUCGAAGAAAAUUCUUUACCAUCGUCGAUUGACACAACGCAAUCUUUACAAAGUUACUUCAAAGAGGAUAAGCAAGUAUUAGAGAUGUUUUCUACAGCGGAUAACAUAUAUCGACAACUUUUGGAAAUUGGUACCCAAGAUAUAAAUGAUGUUAUAAAAAUAAAAAUAAAAAUGCUUACGGCGCAACUAUCGCUUUUGACCAGUCUUAUCUUUGUUAGAAUAAUGGCUGAAAUAAGUGCCAUAGACCACGUAGAAAAGUAUCGUCUUAAAGUGCAGUACAUUGAAGAGGAUGUGCGUAUGUUUGAUAAACUGUUAAGUGUGUAUUACAUGUACGGUAUCAUAUCCGGUACCAUUAGCGAACAAAGGAAUGUAGAGAAGGUUUUGGAUGUAACUUCAGAGUGGUACAAAGAAGGGUCAGUAAAUAGGGAAAAGUUGAAAAAGGUGCAUCCAUAUUGUCAGAUUCUAAUGGAUUUAAAAGAUAAAACUGCUCAGAGAGUGCAUAAAUAUGCGUCUGGUAAUACUUUUAGACCUAAAGAACCUUCUUACAAUAACUUUGUCAAGGACUGUAAACAUUUCACAAAAUCAGUCUUAUCAGACAAAACAGUGACGACAACAUCCACAAACUUGAUAGCAAUUUGUAACAAACUGUACGAAGCUAUAGAGACAAAAACGCAUGACAAAUCAACUAUACAAUAUGCUCAGAAUGUGAUUAAGGAGACGUCAUCUUGGGUGUAUUCAACUAAAGCGUUCACUAAAAAAGUUGACACAUCUUAUUCCGAAGCUUUCCCAGAUCUGGCAAAACCUCUACAGAACUCACUGUAUCAAAUUAUUUACAGUGUUACAUCGUUAAAUGAUUUGAUUCGAGAAUUUGUAGUAAAGGUAGAACAAGGUCCAAAUUUGCAUAACAUAUUAACAUCUCUCAUGACUUACCCAGAUAACAUUCCUUCUAAAGAUGCAAGGGAAAAGCAUCUUAAUCGGUUUUUAUCGGCUAACUUCUUGCAACUUUUGAAUAGAAAUGUUAUAGCUGUGAAUGAGGAUCUGUACCAAGCUGAGUUGGAGUGUCUCCAAGUAUUGAAAAUGAAUUUAUCUGAGCUCAGUAUGAAUGGCAUCGCAUUCGAACGUAUAGACAAAGUGAUGAUAGAUGCAGUAUUAAAUACUCUCGAUGCUCUUGUAAAAGCUUGGGAGAAACAGAGACAGCAGAUCGAGAAACAGAAGCAGGACGAAGAGGCGCUAUAUGUGACAAAGUCUAAAUGCGAAGAUGAAGACGAGGAAGCCAUAGCAUACGAAGAAAUCCUGGAAAUGUUCCCGUCUUAUUCCGAAGUCGAUUUCGCUGAAUUCAAGCCCCCAUCGCUCGAACAAAAGAAAGUAAAAGUCCCGACAAUAGACAGACCCAAAUAUUUAAUAAACUCUGAUGACGUAUCACUUAUUUAUCAGUGGCAUUCAAACUUCGUACGAAGUAUGACUCGCGCGGAAUGGUUAACCAGUCCAAAGAGAUUGGUAGGGAAUGACGUUGUCACACCAUUGCUACAGCGGUAUCCUAUAUUUAGCAAGGUUAUACAAAAAGCCUGGGACGCUUUGGAUGUUGAAUUCGAAGGCACGAUUACUCCAAGUUUGAUAGUUUUAGUGUCACAUAUUAAGGCGAAAGUUGAUGGUAGUGACACAUCAAACCAGAAACUGGAUUUCUAUCGUUCGCCAUGGGUGUCUGAAACAAAGGAAUGUCUACCAUUAUUGCAGCGAGUAAAAGACAGUACCAACGAAUUACUGAAUCAGUGGCCUGACUUCCCGACUCUAAAAGAUAUUAUAGUAAUAGUUGACAGGAUCCUUGGCUUCCCAGUCACAAGUCCUGUAGCUCGGUUCCUAACGGGAUUGGAAUUGCUCAGAGAUAAAAUUGAGGAGUGGAAUAAGAACGCUCACAAAGGAAACAACUUGAUCGAUAUAUCUCUAGCAGUUGGACAGCAAAUUAUUAACUGGAGAAAGCUCGAGAUGAGUCAUUGGAAGGAAUGUCUCAAUAAUCUCUACCAACGGAAACAGUCCGAAGCACACAAAUACUGGUUCUACAUGUACGCAGUUAUUAAUUCAUAUUUGGACCCUAAAUCUGACGAGUCGGUGUCAUCGGCUAGAGUAGUCAAUGUUUUGAAGGAUUUCAUGGAAAAAUCUAAUCUGGCAGAAUUUGAAGUGAGGUUGGAUAUCGUGUUUGUGUAUCACUGCCAUCUUGUGCAUUUGGAACGCAGUGAACGACGAGAUGAACUUCUAUCAAUACUAUGGAACACGUACAACUAUUAUGCUCAGUUUUCCGCUCAAGUAGCGACGUUUAUCAAAGAGAAACGCGCUCCGAUUGAGAAGAAAUUACGUGAUUUCGUCAAAAUCUGCACCUGGGACCGAGAUCUUAGUUACUGGAGCGUCAAAGACACUGUGGAGAAAGCUCACAAGGCACUCCAUAAACAUACAAAGGAGUUUGAGAAAGUUCUCAAAGAAAGUGUAACAAGCUGUCUAGUAGACAAUACAAGUGAGGUAGGCUCGGACCACGUUGGUAUAUGGGACCGGCCUAAGAGAGCUACGUUAGCGAACGCCACUGGAGGAGCCUAUAUGAUUGAUGUGCAGAACCAUAUCGUACUGGCGAGGAAUAUUAAGGUGAGGAAAUACUUAGACCAAUCAGAACAGCCCUGCAAUAUAAUAUCAGAAGAUAGUCUUUUAUCUAAAAUUCCGUCACUACUCAACAAAGCCAAGACCUUAUGUAAGGACACAAUCAUAAACACGGGGUAUCCAGCAUUAGUUCAAGCAUUGGAUGACUUUGUUACACUUGUCAUUGAGACUAGUGCGCAUUUGGGAUCUUUAGAGGUGGAUUCAUCAGCUGAAAAAGAGAAACAAAAAUCACAAGCGAAAAAUAUAGUUCAGCAGAAACGAAAAGCGCUCGCCGAUCUCUUCAAAUAUCUUUCAAAAAUGGGCCUCAACUAUCGCACCGGUUUGGUCAUUCUGGCCGCUUCGGAAGAAUUGUACGACUUUACCAUUCCACCCGUUGAUUUGGAUGCGGCGAUGAAGUAUUUAAAAACCAGACGCUGUGACCCAACACUAACGAUGCUGUGGUCUGGUUGCGAGAAGUACUUCCAGAAGAACAUCGCAAGACAUCGCCUGUUCACGUCUGCGAUGCAGUCGCCUCACAGUGACCUCGGCUUACAAAACAUCGAACGGUGUAAGGGAUUCGCUGCACAGCUAUUGAAAUUAACAAAUAGUCAGAAAAAGUCAAUUUCGAAAUACACCAGACACAUUUGCGAUUUACGCAAUGUAACCACAAAUCUAACGAACGCUCUCGAAGCGGAUGUCAGUAACACUAACAUUACGACGUUGAAAGAAAAACUUAAUAUUCUAGUCGAAUGCUACGCACAAGCCAGUAUUUUAUUAGAUCAAUUCACUAUUGUACUAAAAUCUCUCCCCGAAGUAACUGCUAGGUCUUCUUCUGAACCUGAAUUUGAUUUAAUUUUAUCUGAUUCGCCGAUAUCUCGUUGUUACAACAAUACUGACGAUUUCUGUGAACUAUAUAAAAAAGUAAAGGCCAUUAUAUCGACAGUUGAUAAACAGAAAACUUCUCUACACAAACUGACUAACGCCAGCCCGAAAAAAAUUGGAGACUCCGUUGAAUUCAGUGUUGUUUCUCAAAGCCACAUAGACAUAAUAAAUGAGGUUAAAAUGAAUUUGACUAAAAUUAUCGAUGGUAGUGACGCAAUAUUAAAGGAGUACGACUUUAAACUCACGAACAAUUUUUUUAACGAUUAUAAAUCACGACAUCCACUGUUACGUGGUCUAGAAAACUUGGUUAAAUAUUUGAAAGAAACGGUGACAGAACUUGAUAAAUUGGACCAACCGAUUGAUCAAGAAAUGGACGAUUUAUGCUCAACUACAAUAGUCACGCAAGCAGAAGACAUCGCAGCCACAAUGCUACUAAUAAUCCAAUCGAUAUACAAGAAACAUUUGCCGCUCGAGAAGAGUGUUGAGAACAUGGACGUCCUAAACGCAAUCGAUGAAAUAAUCGAUGAAAAAAAUAACUCGAAAGAUGAACCGAAAGAAAUACUAGAAGAUAAACAUCUAAAGGAACUGUUGCACGAAAAGUUAUCUACUGAUACAAAAUUAUUACAACUGGAUACAUUAAUAAACAAAAUGCAACAUUUGUUAGCUAAUUACGUUCAGUAUAUCGCUACCAGACCAGAUGCGGAUGAAGUGAGAACCGCAGUUAUGAGAUUGGUUCCAAUAUUGGAACAAGUUGUUUUGUUUGUGCAAUAUUUUGUGUCGCAGAAAGUAGCGGUGCACAGAGUGUCGUGUAAAAUGCUAUCAGUGAUUUUGAAAAUAUUUUCCGAUCUCGCAAUUAAAGGGUUCUGUAAGCCAUCGGAUCUCGACAUGGAGGAAGGUGAUGGUGACGGUGGUCCAGGGAAACUUUCCGGUGGGAUGGGCCUCGGGGAUGGGGAGGGUCAAAAAGAUGUCUCUGAACGAAUUGAGAAUCAGGAUCAACUAGAUGACGCUCAUCGUCCAGGAGAGGAGAAGAAGCAAGAAGACAGAGAUUGCAAAGAAGAAGAGAAAGGAGUUAACAUGACUGACGACUUCGAUUCUCACUUACAAGACGUCGAGCAGAAAGGCGAAGACUCUGAUCAAGACGAUGGCAACGAUGACGCGGACAAACAAAUGGGUGAAACUGAAAAUGCCGCUGAUAAACUAGAUCAACAAAUAUGGGGUUCAGAAGACGAAAACGAAGAAGAUGACCAAGGUAAGAAGGAUAAAGAAGAGCGCGGUAAGGGAGAGAGUACGGGGGAGAAGGAGAUGGCUGCGAAAGAGCAGGAGCAGGGGACCGAUGAUGGGACCGAGGGGAAAGAGAAGCAGAAGAAGGAGAUUAAUGAAAUGAAUGAACCGGAGGUUGAUGACGACCACAUUGAUCCGUAUCAUGGAAAUGAACAACAACUCCCAGAACCAGAGGACUUCGAAAUGCCUGAUAACAUGAACAUGGAUGGCGAAGAAGGUGAAGAUGAUAAGGAUGGCGAAACUGAAACAGAGAAUCCAUUUGAAAUAGACGCAAUGAAAGAAACAAUACCGGAUGAAGAGGAAUCUCAGGAAAAAGAAGAAAAGGGCAACAAAAAUGGUCUAGAAGUUUCCAGCGAUGAAGAAGAUGGAGCUGAUGAUAAUGAGAAAGAGAUUGGUGAGGAGCAAAACGACCAGGAACAGGAGACAGACGCUCAAGAAGACAAAGAUAAUGAAAAUAACGAAACUGAAGAUGGCAACGAAGCAGAUGAAAACACUAAACCUGAUCAAGACAAUCUAGAAACUGAACCUGAACCUGAAACAAGUGAAGAAACUGAAAACGAAUCAAAAGAUAAUGAGAAUUUACCACAAAAUCCUGAUGAUAUUGACGAAAAUGAUGAGAAACAGGAUAAGUCACAUGAAUCGAAUCCUCAAGCUAAUCCGUCCAAUGAUGAUCCUACAGCUGAGGAUAAAGCAGAAAAUGCUGAAAUGGAGAGAGGAACUAAUGAUAAUGUGGAGACCAAUACUGAACAAGCUAAAGAUGAAGAUGCUGCCCCAUACGAGCAAGCCCAAGAACAAGUAGGUGAAGAUAUACAAUCAACUGGUAGAUCAGAAUUAGAUAAAAGUGACAAAGGACAUCGAGGAGAGAAGCAAGCGGCAAGAGCGGAAAGGUCACAAGAUAAUCAGAAAAGAUUUGAAAAUAAACCGGGAAGGACAGACCAGGAACGAACGCUUGGAGAUGUAAAUGAAAAGAAAAACAAAAAAGCACACACGCUUAACGUCGAACAAGAAGACGCUGAAGAGGGCGGUGAAUCUGAACAGAACAAAGAUAAAGAGGCGGACGCUUACCAACAUGUAAAACAGGCAAAUCAAGAUGAUGUACAGAUGGUCGACGCUGCAACAAAAGAGCAAGCUGAUGAACAGCCGACAUUGCAAUAUGAAGACGAAGAAGCCGAUGAUCUGAAGGAAGAUGAAGAGGUUCCAAUGGAGGUCGAUGAUGAUGACAUUCAGGUAGAAAAAUCGGAAGAAAUGAAAUCAGAAAAAAUGAAAGAUGGCGCAGAUAAAGAUAAAGAUAAGACGGGAAAUAAGAAAGACGGUGCUGAUGAGGCUUCCGGUGAAACCGGAAUCGAAGUAGAAGGCGAGAAAGUUUUAACAACUAGCGUACCGAGGGGAACGGACACUACUUAUCAUACGAGAAUCGAAGAUUCGGUGCAGCGUGUAGAAGACAUGUCCGUACAAGAGUACAUGAGCAUCAGACAGUGGUUGGAGUGUGGCUCCUCACAGGGUAGUGUUAGUGCGGCGGCCGUGUGGCGUUCCGUGUGGAAGGACUCCGGGGACGCGGCCCGGGCCUUGUGUGAGAGACUUCGGCUUGUACUGGAGCCCACGGGACGCUCUCGACGAGCUGGUGAUUUCCGCACCGGUCGCGCUAUCAACAUGCGUCGGGUGAUCCCAUACAUUGCAUCGCACUUCCGUAAAGACCGCAUCUGGUUGCGAAGGACCAAGCCCGCUAAGCGAGAAUACAAAAUCGCUAUUGCUAUCGACGAUUCGAGCUCUAUGGCCGAUAAUAGGAGCAAAGAACUGGCCUUUGAAAGUUUGGCUUUAGUCUCACAGGCUCUGAAUCUUCUCGAAUCUGGCGAUCUAGCGGUGUUAAGUUUCGGCGAAAAACCCAACCUACUACAUCCAUUCACGGAACAAUUUUCCGAACAUUCCGGCGCUAAGAUAUUAGAACAAUUGCGCUUCGAACAAACGAAGACAAAAAUAGCUCAAUUAUUAGAUUUCUGUACAGUUAUGUUCGAUCAGCAAUCUAUAAGGAGUGACGCAUUAAAUGCAAAGUUAUUAGUCAUCGUCAGCGACGGUAGAGGAAUAUUCUCUGAAGGAGAAACGAGAGUCUUACAAUCAGUUAGACGAGCGAGACAGCAGGGUAUAUUUUUGGUGUACGUGAUCAUUGACAACCCUGAUAAUAAGGAUUCAAUAAUGGACAUAAGGAGGCCGAUUCUGGACCCAGUUACGAAUUCCCUAUCAGGAUUUAUACCAUAUUUGGACACAUUCCCGUUUCCAUUUUAUCUUAUUUUACGGGAUAUGAACGCGUUACCUUCGGUAUUAGGGGACGCUUUAAGGCAAUGGUUCGAACUAGCUGCGAACACCGCUAGCUAGCCGUUAUAUAAAAUAAAAUUGCCAAUUUAUGUACAUAGCUAAAAGAUAAAACUUAUAUAGAUUAAGGUGAAAUUUACCUGUAAGUUACGUAAAAAUUAAGGAAAAAGAAAAUAAUGUAGCAAUAAGUUUUCAAAGACGUAAAUAUGUUUUACUUUUGUUAAAGAAAUUUGACAAAGAUUUACUAUUUUCAAAUAAAAGUAUUAAUUAAAA